UGUCAUGUCGUUUCCUCUCCCCAAACCUCAGGCUCCUCAGCUUCCUCAGCAUCUGCUCAGGACCAUCGACUGUCAGCAAGGAGCUGUCAGAGCUGUCCGCUUCAAUGCUGAUGGUAACUACGUGCUGUCCUGCGGCAGUGACAAAUCUCUAAAGCUGUGGAGUGUGAGCCGAGGGACGCUGCUGAAGACGUACAGCGGACACGGAUACGAGGUUCUGGAUGCAGACGGUUCCUAUGACAACAGCCAGAUUUGCACCUGCAGCUCAGACAAGACGGUGAUCCUGUGGGACGUCGCCACGGGCCAGGUCACACGGAAGCUCAGAGGUCAUGCUGGGAAAGUAAACUGUGUCCAAUUCAAUGAGGAAGCAACUGUCAUCUUGUCUGGCUCCAUAGACGGGACGGUGCGUUGCUGGGACACCAGGUCCCGUCGGUUUGAGCCCAUCCAGGUUCUGGACGAGGCUCGAGACAGCGUCAGCAGCGUGAAGGUGAUGCAACACGAGCUGCUAACAGGGUCGGUGGACGGUAGAGUGAGGCGCUACGACCUGAGAAUGGGACAAUUACACGUGGACUUCAUCAGCAGUCCGAUCACGUGCGUGUGUUUCAGUCAGGACGGUCAGUGCACGCUGAGCUCCAGUCUGGAUUCAACGGUCAGACUGCUGGACAAGACCACCGGAGAAAUGCUGGGAGAGUAUUCAGGGCACAAGAUGAAGGGCUAUAAGCUGGACUGCUGCCUGUCCAGUAAAGACACUCACAUCCUGAGCUGCUCCGAGGACGGACACGUGUACUGCUGGGACCUCGUGGAGGGCUCUUUAUCGUUAAAGCUGCCGGUGGGGAAAGCCGUGGUCCAGUCUCUUGCUUUCCACCCGACGGACGUCUGCCUCCUUACAGCCAUGGAGGGGCGUGUCCAGGUGUGGGGGGCAGAGCCAGAGGAGACGGAGGAGGAUGCCAUGGCAACGUAGAGAGGGUGAAAGUAGUAGAUAUUUCAGUAACUGGGCUAUACUGUCAUCCUAAAGAAAACCCAAAUUAGGAUGACUGACACUACUGAUCUUCUUCUCUGAGGUUGCUGGUGUUAACAUAAGUGCUGACAGAAGGAAUAUAAGGCAAAGUCUCAAAUGAAAGAGAUCAUAAUUGGAGUAUAUGUAAAUUUAUAAAUGAUCAUUGUGGAAAAAGUGGUUUUAUUUCAUUCUG
Scomber japonicus (chub mackerel) is the source of this 1187-nucleotide messenger RNA. It is a transcript of the gene wdr83, whose product is annotated as WD repeat domain containing 83. Gene Ontology annotation, molecular function: protein binding. The transcript has 9 exons. Bases 5 to 958 code for a protein of 317 amino acids. The record is from RefSeq and is a predicted model, not a curated record. Lineage: Eukaryota; Metazoa; Chordata; Actinopteri; Scombriformes; Scombridae. Gene Ontology annotation, cellular component: catalytic step 2 spliceosome. Gene Ontology annotation, biological process: mRNA splicing, via spliceosome.